Molecule: messenger RNA, 987 nt
Organism: Marmota flaviventris (yellow-bellied marmot)
Lineage: Eukaryota; Metazoa; Chordata; Mammalia; Rodentia; Sciuridae
Product: carbonic anhydrase 15-like
Cellular component (GO): plasma membrane
Molecular function (GO): carbonate dehydratase activity; zinc ion binding
Source: RefSeq, a predicted model, not a curated record
AUGCAGGCGCUGGGCUGUGCGCUCCUCUUCCUCGCCGUGCAACUGAUGGUGCCGGCAUAUUCAGAAGGUACCUGGUGCUACGACUCCCAGGACCCAAAGUGUGGCUCCACUCACUGGAAGGAGUUAGCCCCUGCUUGUGGAGGCCCAACCCAGUCACCCAUCAACAUUGACCUUCACCUGGUUCAGAAGGACUCUACUCUUCAGCCCUUCAUCUUUCAAGGCUACAACUUGGCACCUCCAGGCCCUUGGUCCUUGGAGAAUGAUGGUCAUACAGUGCUACUCCACAUGGACACUGGUCCACAGAAUGGCCUGGAGAUUUGGGGAGCCGGGCUGCCACCACCUGCCUACCGAGCUCUGCAGCUGCACUUUCACUGGGGGGCCCCAGGGCAUACAGGCUCGGAGCACAGCCUGGAUGGACAGCACUACUCCAUGGAGAUGCACAUUGUCCACAUAAAUACAAAGUACCAGAGCAUGGAGGAGGCACGACGUCACCCUGAUGGUCUCGCAGUGCUGGCAGUGCUGUUGGCGGAGCAGGACCAGGACAAUGUCAACUUCUCUGCUAUUGUGUUGGGCCUGAAAAAUGUGUCUAUACCUGGUGUCUCAGUGAAUAUGACAUCCACCUUUCCAUUGUCCUCACUGUUGCCAGGCCCCUUGGGGCUUUUGCGCUACUAUCGCUACUCUGGGUCGCUGACUACGCCCGGCUGUGAGCCUUCUGUGCUCUGGACGGUCUUCGAGAAUGCCGUACCUAUUGGACGUGUGCAGAUAGCCCAGUUCCAGACUGUGCCCCAGGCCAGGAUGCUGGGCUUGCACCCUGAACCACUCACGGAUAAUUUCCGCCCUCUGCAGCCUCUUGGAGGGCGCAGAAUCUUGGCCUCCCCCAAAGCCUCUAUUCGAUCAGCAGCUCCACCAGGAUCCCCCAUCCUGGCUGGUGUUCACAGGGCUCUGCUGGCCCUGGGGCUCAGCCUGGUGGUCUGGCAGGACCCCUAG